This is a messenger RNA of Oncorhynchus tshawytscha (Chinook salmon), 1226 nucleotides long. Its product is annotated as FXYD domain-containing ion transport regulator 6-like. Gene Ontology annotation, molecular function: sodium channel regulator activity. Gene Ontology annotation, cellular component: membrane. Gene Ontology annotation, biological process: regulation of sodium ion transmembrane transporter activity. Lineage: Eukaryota; Metazoa; Chordata; Actinopteri; Salmoniformes; Salmonidae. Bases 577 to 891 code for a protein of 104 amino acids. The record is from RefSeq and is a predicted model, not a curated record. The transcript has 10 exons.
AGUGUAUUACCCGCAAUGCACAUCAAACCUAGACGAUAGUUGCGCUAGAUUUGCACUAUCGGCUGCCUAGGAUAGAUUCAUGGGUGUGCUCCCUCAGUCCGCACACAGUUCAUGCAUUUAAAAUGUUCAACGUUUUCCAACACUAUAGCAAUUCGGUGACUGAAUCUGCGUUUGUUUGGGGAAAACUAAAAUCAAAAUAGAGUUGGCUGUAAGGUUGUUUACCUCUCAGUAGCUGGGUAAUUUUGGAGGGCAGAUUGCGUUUCUUCUCAGACCAACCCCUAACCCCCUCCUCCCUCACCAGACGCUCAGAUUUACUAGACUACGAAAACUUUGUUGGAUGUUUCAGGAGAAACAUUUCAGGACCAGAUGUUCAUUGUUUUUAACAAAUGUAUGUACAUUAAGUACGCUCAUUAACCGUGUUUUAUCAGUUUUGCAAAGGAGACUUUUUGUGUCGGUGAAUUGAAACAUUGCAUCUGAAGGAGCGCACUGAGCGGAGGCAGCGACCCAAGCAUUUUUGUUAUUCAUCUAAACUCCACAGGCACCUCUUUUCCAUUAAUUGGACUUCUGACAGGUGACAUGGAUCUCUCUCUGUUGGUGGCAUUCUGCUCCUGUAUUCCUCCUGCUUUGGGGUCAGGAUUUGGCAGGGAGAUGCCAGGGUCAUCUAUAGGCAGGGACAUGCCAGCAUCGACGAUGGUUGAAAAGGACUAUGACUCUGCAUUUCACUAUGACUAUGAAUCUCUGAGGAUCGGUGGACUGAUCUUCGCUGUGGUACUGUUUGUCAUGGGCAUUGUCCUAAUCGUCAGCCAGAAAUGCCAAUGCAAAUCAAGUCCGAAGUCACGGCCUUCUGGGGUACCUGAGGCAGAGGCAGGGGUUGUGACAGGUCCCCAGUGAUGUAAAGUCUCGCCACCAGGCGGCAGCAUUGGACAGUGGAGGACUAACUAUGGCUAUCUCCCAGAGAGCACAAGGCUCCUUUUUAAAAUUUCAUCCUGCUGAUAUGUUCUCUUGACAUGUUUUUUCUUUUCUCUUUUUUCUAUAUGAAUGAAUCUACUGCGACAGUAUUCUGAAGGCAUAAUUGGUUGAUGCAGUAGGGUAGGCUAUAAAACCUUCUGUCAUAUGUGAUAGACACCCAUGAACAAGCGAUUUUGUAAGUUAGAACUUGACUAUUUUAUGACUAUUUUAAAUUGUAAUAUUUCCACAUUGUUAAAUAAAGUGAUGUAGAUGGGUCA